Molecule: messenger RNA, 1119 nt
Organism: Laetiporus sulphureus 93-53
Lineage: Eukaryota; Fungi; Basidiomycota; Agaricomycetes; Polyporales; Laetiporaceae
Exons: 2
Coding region: 1-1119 (372 amino acids)
Source: RefSeq, a predicted model, not a curated record
AUGACGGUCUACCCCAUGAACUGCAACUGCAACUACUGCGAUGGACUGGACCACUUCAUGAGCUGUUGCCCCCAUGUGGACAAAGACAUCAAGGCCGGAAAGGUGUACCGUGACAAGAAUGGUCGCAUCCGACUGCCCGAUGGGGGGUACGUUCUGAGGGCGCUCCCUGGAAACAACAUGUGGGAUCGGGUCAACUCCUGGUACUCCCAGCACCUCGGAUCAUCUGUUCCGGGAGCGGUGCAGUCCGCUGCGACUCCGCAAUCAAGGGACAAGCCACCGCACCAAGUCAAUAUACUCGAGGAAGUGCGCAAGGUCAACAUGGCAGUCAUCGAUGAGUCACGGGUCAUGGACAGAACAGAGCAUUUCACUUCCAGGGGGGUUCUGGCCUCACAGUCCACCUAUGGGUAUCGCACCCCGAUCGAAGACAAGAAGAACAUCCCUGGAAUAGUCAGGAAGAUACUCGAUCUGCCCGUAAUGGUCACUAUCAGAGAGCUCAUACAACACACUCCAGAACUGCAGAAACACCUCAAAGAGCUGAUCACCCUGAAGCGAGUCGCAAUGACUGCUUGGGUCAAAGAAGUCACGGAUGAGGAUGAAGCCGGAGCGGGCGAGAAGAGUGUGUUUCUGACGGCAUCCAAGACAAUGUUGCCAACAAAGGGGUCGCUCCCGCUCUGGGUUGUCGAGCCAAUCAUCAAGGACACACUUCAGUGCGAAUGUAUUCUGGACCAGGGCGUGCAGAUAUGCGUCAUGCAGGAGGACGUCUGGAAAGACCUCAGAGCCCCACUCAACCCAGAUGGAGCAAUCCUGCUCGAGACUGCGAACACCUCGGUAAUGAAGACAGUCAGAAAGCUUCCGUGUGUUCAGCUCCAGUUCAGCUCAGUCAUCAUUGCGGUACAAGUUCAGGUGAUGCACCAUAUGUCAUUCGAAAUCCUCUUAGGGUGGCCGUUCUUUGCUACAGCGGUGUGUGAGACUAGAGACUUUGCCUCUGGAGAGCAGCAAAUCACAAUUACAGACCCACACUCAGGGGAACGGGUCGUGGUACCAACAAAAGUGUGGACCGUGCAGCGAGAGGUCGAUCCAAACCUUGUGGGUUUUCAUGGGUCGAUGAAUUGGGUGUAG